UUAUAAACGCCCCCGGCGUGUAAUCGAUGCAUUACGGUAUGUAUUUUUGUUUGGUUGUUGUAAAAAUAAAUAUGUUUUGUUAACAUCCACGACCAAGUGUCUUUCUUCUAGAUCACUGUGGCAGAGGCAUCAUUUUCACCGACAAGACAAAAUAACGGUGUUUUAUACCUAUUUUUAGACAACCUUUUCAUGUAUUGUUAUAAAUCAUAGAAGUUAUUCUGAUUUUAAGUGUUAUAAUAUGGGCCUUUCAAGCUAUUUUUUAAUACCGAGCUGAUGUUUUAGUCAAAAGAAAGAAAAUAGUUUGGAAAAAUACAUACUACAAGGCAGUUUGUUGUCGGUCCUCCACUGUUUACAAUCUUUCGUGACUUUUUUCUUUUAUAAUUUCUGUGUUAUUCGUGUUGUGUCAAUUUAUUAUAACUGACUACAGAAGUGAAGAUUAUUUAUUUUCCUAAUUUAGUCAGGUUUUUAUGUAUUUUUAGUUCAAAAUGGUCAAUGAAAAUGAUCCAGUCAACAUCAUUCUCAUCACGUCAGGUAGUCGUGGUCAGCGGUUGUUGUUUCGUUAUCCAUUUCAAAAUCCGUCAGGUAACGCCCAUCAACCAUCACCAGUCAAGAAUUACGUGAUCACGGAAGAUUUGUCGGCAUCUUUUAACAAUCCUUACAAAUUAAUUGACAGUGAUGACACAGAGAAAUCAACUCAGAAUAAUUUCCUCCAAAACGGAGAGCUGUUCGGUUUCGAAGAUGCUUUACUAGCAAACAUGUUGGCGCCAAAACUCACCCUUUGUGAUGAUAAAUUCGAAUUAAAAAUAGAUCAUAUCAAAUUUGUGGGUUUCCCUGUGUUGGUUACACAUGACGACGAUAGCGGAUUCGAAGAUUGUUUGAUAACUGAUGAGAGCAGUUUGUUAGAGCACGUGAUGAUCAAAAUGGUACAUGUAGUACUGGUUGUCCACGGUAACACAAGUGCGCGAAUGAUCAAUCAUUACCAGAAUGUGAGUAAAAUGCUUGGGAAAGCGUUACGUCACGAAGAGAAAAGAUGCCGAUAUUUAAGCGCUCAAAGAGAAAUUAUGGUUUCUGAGCGAGACAACGCUGAAAAAUUGCCGGAAGACGAUCAAAACCCGCACGAGAUGAUUCUAAAGAAAUGUAAACUUGCCCAAGAUAUUGCUGCCAUAUUUGACUCGAUGUGCCAAACGGGGAUAGUAAAAAUUGCUGUAAACGGUUGGUUGAAUUUAAAUUAUUGUCUUCCUCAUAAAAUUCACAGAUUAAGCGGUAGCAAAACAAUGAUCAACGCGGAGAAGUUCAGUAAAUACAUCAACCGCAUAAAACCGUACCAUACUUUACUCCUUACGGACGAAGGUGAGCGAGAGCAAGAGAACUUGAUGAAACUGCUCCCCCAUGAUGCAUCACCAAUGUUGUUACGUUUGAUCAAACUUUCCAAUCAUAUCAAAAACUUUCAAACAUUAUGCCAGGACGCAGAUAUUUCCUUGCCUCAAAUAUUUCAAAUAGUGGCGCAUUUGGUGUACUGGGGCCGAUGUACAGUUAUAUAUCCACUGGCUGAAAGCAAUGUAUACGUCAUUUCCGAAAAUGCAUCCACUGAAAUCGAUAGCAAACAUGCGGAAGAGUUCGUCCGUUCUUUUCCAAAGCAAUCGUUGCAUAACAUUUUGGCGCGGUUUUCGUUUCCCACUACGUUGGGAGAAUAUAGAAAUCCAUUAUACAAUAGUCAGCAACAGUUAGAGCAAGCACAGAUUGUUACUUGGUUGCUAAAACGUCGGUUGUUGAAACAGCUUCACACAUAUGUCUGGAUCAUGCCAGAGGUCUCCACCGCAGAAGAAGGCAUGGAUGAAAGCUUUUUGUUCGAUGAAACAUUGAGCUUAAAGCCAAUCGAACGGAGAAUCUUUGAUAAGUUUUCGUACGCUGAGAAGAAGAGUUUGAUUAAAAUGCAGAACAUGGUAGACAAAGAAGAUUUAAGUUUCUUUUUGAACAUGUCGAAAUAUUUUCGUGGUGAUCACCAUUUGGAAGACAUCAUGUAUUAUGAAAACGUACCCCGCUCCAAACUUUUAAUUUUGAUCGACAAAUUCCGAACCAUGUUGAUAACUGUUCAACACGAAGACGCUGCUACAAGCAGAAUGGUGUGAAGUAUUUCAUUAUGAUUUUGUUUUCAUAAAUUACUUAUACCGCGAAUAUAAUCGGCGCUAACCCUUUUUAAAACACAUUCGCAUGUCGUUUCAGUUUGGUGUCACUUAGUCUUUAUUUGACAAAGAUCUCACUUAGCUUUAUAACCCUCGGCUACAUGGUGUAACGUCUCAGCAAUUAGCAAAAUAGCUAAUCAAUUGAAGUUGUUUUUUGUUCUAUUCCGAUCCGUUUUUGUUUUAAGUGGAAUUCCAGCUUAGCUUGUAAGCUUGAAUUGUAUUGUUGGUGUGUGUUUCCGAGAAUGUUACUUGUGUGUAUUUAAGUGACAGUAACGUCAGCAUAAUUUUUUAUCAAAUUUUAAUAUAUAUAAUGUAACGAUAAAAGUUAAUAUUUCAUCAGAUGGCGUUUUCUUAAUUAAGAGUUCUUCGAAAUACUAUUUCAAAAACUAUAUUUACCUGCUGUUUGAUAAAUAAUGCACAGUAUAUAAAGUUUCAAAUUUCACAAAUUUUUCAUUGUGUUGAAAAAUCUGUGUUUCUUUGAAUUUCCGCGCCCGAAGGCGUAGGAAAUUCUUUAAAACCGUCGUUUUUUUCUUUCGGAGCAUUUUUUGAGAAAAAAUCGACCCUGGGAUUUCACGUUCCUCCGUCACAGAUGUAAACUUCGUACCCAAGCUCCUUAACUACUGGGAAGUCUCGUAUUGACGUUUCAGGCCAAAAUUGGUAUUUGUUUUCGACAAAAUUUGGCACAGGUAACAAAUAAAGUAUGCUGAACAUGAUGGUGACAUCAAAAUUUUGAUUUCUUUUACCUAAAUGUCAUUUCAGACCAAAAUUGGUCCAAAAAUUAAAACUACUUUAUUUUUAACAAAAUUUGGCACAGUAAACAAAUAAAGAAUGCUGAACAUGAUGGUGAUAUAAAAAUUUUGAUUUCUUGUUACCUAAAUGUCAUUUUAGGCCAAAAUUGGUGCAAAAAUUAAAACUACUUUAUUUUUGACAAAUUUUGGCACAAUUAACAAAAAAGUAUGGUAAACAUGAUGGUGACAUCAAAAUUUUGGUUUUUUGCCACCUUAAAUGUCAUUUUAGGCCAAAAUUUGUCCAAAAAUUAAAACUACUUCAUUUUCAACAAAAAUUGGCAAAGUUAACAAAAAAAGUAUGCUGAACAUAAUGUUGACAUCAAAAUUUUGAUUUUGUCACCUAAAUGCCAUUUUAGGCCAAAAUUGGUCCAAAAAUUAAAACUGCUUUAUUUUCGACAAAAAUUGCCACAGUUAAUAAAAAAAGCAUGCUGAAAAUGAUGGUCACAUCAAAAUUUUGAUUUUUUGUCAACUAAUGCCGUUUAAGACCAUAAACGUUUCAAUCGCAAAACCUUCAACCAUGAGAUAGGCUGUAUUUUUUGUUAGCAAUUUCUUUCAAAAUGUGAGUUUAUUAUGACACGUUUCGUUUUGUUUGCGUUUGUUGUAAGAUAUAAUGUCACUGGUGUGCUUUAUCUUCCGAGGUUCAUGCACCAAACUCCUUCGAAUGUUUGGCACAAUAACACAACCAAUUAGCAGGUUUUCAUCAAAUAUUUUGGUAGCGCGCGGAAAUUCUUAGAGCCCCCAGGGCUUCUUGUUAUUGCUUCAUUUCUGAUUGGCAAGCUCAAGCUCAUAAAUUUUUACAGAUAGUAAAUGAUGAAUAUAUUUUGGUCCAAAUUCUCUGAAUAAUAAUACAAUUUUUUUUCUACAUAAGAAAAUUUGAAGCAACUGCCAUGUAGCAUCCAAGCCCUUAGUAAGUAAAUAAAAAAGAGCAAAAAAUAAUAUAGAUUUCCUGGAAAUUUUGUUCUAAAAGAGACAGAAAACGUUGCUCCAUUUCAAGUUUCGUUCGACAAACAUGAUUAAAACAGAUUUUGAUUUGAUUUUAAUAAACAAUUGGCCUAGUUGAACAAGCUAACAUGUGAAUUUGGACGUGCCUGUAAAGGAGAGGAACUUGAGCCACAAUUUAUUGUUGCUAACAUUGCAUAAAUGAUCUCUUGUUAUUUUAGUAUUUUUAGAAAAAUAUAUUCAUUUUUAGAAAAAUAUAUUCUUUGAGAUGUUUAUAUAUUUUUAUAGUGUUUUAUAUUCUUUCAGGAAACUUGAGAAAGUGAGAACUUAAAUUUUCAAUUUAACUGGCUGUUGCUAGGUGUCUAA
Molecule: messenger RNA, 4276 nt
Organism: Hydractinia symbiolongicarpus
Lineage: Eukaryota; Metazoa; Cnidaria; Hydrozoa; Anthoathecata; Hydractiniidae
Product: GATOR complex protein NPRL3-like
Exons: 2
Coding region: 486-2129 (547 amino acids)
Biological process (GO): positive regulation of autophagy; TORC1 signaling; negative regulation of TORC1 signaling
Cellular component (GO): GATOR1 complex
Source: RefSeq, a predicted model, not a curated record